Messenger RNA from Closterium sp. Naga37s-1, 648 nucleotides. Lineage: Eukaryota; Viridiplantae; Streptophyta; Zygnematophyceae; Desmidiales; Closteriaceae. The record is from the annotation of a GenBank genome assembly.
AUGGUGAUUGCCGGAGGGCUUGAGCCGUUGCUAGAGCGCACUGCCGCCUCGUCGGCUGCGCCCGCCAAUUCCCAGACGGUGGCCGAAAAGGCGACCACGGCGACGAAGCCCCCGCUGCCGCCGGCUCUGAAGCCCGGGACAGCAGUCUCUGAAAUGCCUCCUCCCCUCGUAGCCGCAGUUCCUGUUGCGGCGAGCUCGCCUGCCCAAUCUGCGCCUGUCCCUGCGCCGUCCGCUCCUGCUGCAGCUGCCAUUCACCUGGCUUCUCAUGCCGUGUCGUCGGCGACUGUCCUUGACGAGGCUGGUGUUGAUCCGCCCGUUCCUGCUCCUGCCGCGCCUGUUGCGAUGCCCGCUGCCGUCCCCGCUGGCUCAGCGCCUGCCGCUGCUUUGUCGUCGCAGGCGGCGUCCGCCACCACUGGCGGCCCGGCCCCAUUGGCGCCUGCUGUGACGUCGAUGGCUCCGGCAGGAUCGCAAGUCGUCUCGUCGCCGUCGCGACUCUCCACGGCGUUACCAGCAGCAGGCGCACUGGCCUGCUCACCCCGGUGGUCAGGGGGACUGGAGGGGUCACCGCGGGCGUGGCGGUGGUGGGGGGUACCGCCCGCCUGUGACGAUGGCGGAUCUACAGCGGGAAGUCUCGAGGGCGGUGCGUGA